This is a messenger RNA of Euleptes europaea (tarantolino), 1548 nucleotides long. Its product is annotated as E3 ubiquitin-protein ligase TRIM39-like. NCBI's taxonomy places the organism in Eukaryota, Metazoa, Chordata, Lepidosauria, Squamata, Sphaerodactylidae. The record is from RefSeq and is a predicted model, not a curated record. The transcript has 7 exons. Gene Ontology annotation, molecular function: zinc ion binding; protein binding. The coding region runs from base 1 to 1548 and encodes 515 amino acids.
AUGGUCAAGGGGACCUCCCUCCGUCCCCUUCCCUCUCGGCCCGUUUUCUCGCCUAGCACUUCCCGGUCCGCCCUGCCUUCCCAUUCCGCAGGCGAGAAAGCGCAACUGGCCGGGCUGGGCGCUGGUGCGGGAGCCAUGGCUGCCCAGGGCUCCAGGAAGAGGCUCCGGGAAGAAGUCACCUGCGCCAUCUGCUUGGACUUCUUCACCGAGCCGGUGAUCCUGGAGUGCGGCCACAAUUUCUGCCAGGCUUGCAUAGCGGGGAGCUGGGGGGCGGGGGUCCCUCUCUGCCCCCACUGCCGGGUGGCCAUCCAGCCGAGGAGCUGGAAGCUCAACAGGCAGCUGGCCAAGGUGACGGACAUCGCCAAAGACCUGGCGGGGGAAGCCGGGCGCAGCUGCCGGACCCACCGGGAGCCCCUGAAGCUCUUCUGCAAGGACGACGGAGCCCCCAUCUGCGUGGUCUGCGACAGAUCCAAGGAGCACCGCGACCACAGCGUCCUUCCCUUGGAAGAAGCCGCCCAGGAGUACCAGGUUCAGAUUUGUAGUUGUCUGGAAAAUCUGAGAACAGAGAGAGAGAAAAUCCUGGCAUACAAAACAGAGACAGAAAAAGAAAGUGAAGACCUGCUUAAACAAACUGAAGCAGAGAAACAAAAGAUGGUGGCUGGGUUCAGUGCACUGUGGCAGUUUCUCAAAAAACAAGAAAACUCGCUGCUGGCCCAAAUGAAAGGAGUGGAGGAGGAGAUUGUAAAGAACAGGGAUAAGCACCUGGCCAGCAUCUCUGAGGAACUAUCUUCCCUUGAUGAUAUCAUCCAGGAGUUGGAGGAGAAGUGCCAGCAGACAGCAAGCGAACUCUUGCAGGAUGUUACAAGUACCAUGCGGAGGUGUGAGCAGAAGGAGAAGUAUGAGAAUCUGAUCGCUUUCCCUCCUGCACUGAAAUGGAAAGUCUGGGAAUUCUGUGGCAUCGUUCCUGCUCUGAAAAAUAUCAUGAAGAAAUUGAAAGAUACUGUGCCACAGGAGUACCAGCUACGUAAAGCAAAUGUGACUCUGGAUCCAGACACAGCCAAUCCUCAGCUCCUCAUAUCGAAUGACCGGAAACGCUUGACACUGAGAAACAAACGGCUGGCUCAGCCCAUUAGCUGUAGGACAUUCAAUUACCAGCAACAUGUACGGGGCAAAGGGUGUCUUACAUCAAAGAUGUACUACUGGGAUGUGGAGGUGGGGAGCAAAGAAGGGUGGGCAGUGGGCAUCUUUAGUGCAUGCAUAGACAUUAAAAGAAAUGAAUCCCCAGGGCCUGAGACAGGUGUCUGGGCGAUUGGGAAGUGGAAUAGGCGGUACCGGGUUGUCACCUACCCCAACUAUCCUCCUCUGCAUCUAAAAGGGGAACCCAAAAGGAUCCGGGUGUUUCUGAACUUCAUGGGGAAACAGGUGUCUUUUUUUGAUGCUGAUACAACAGCCUUGCUCCAUGAAGCCUCAAUAGUAGACUCAUCCUGGCUGGGAUUCUACCCUUUGUUUUGUCUUUGGAAGAAAUCUCAUCUCAGGAUCUGUCCAUGA